This is a messenger RNA of Gracilinanus agilis (Agile Gracile Mouse Opossum), 1567 nucleotides long. It is a transcript of the gene FEN1, whose product is annotated as flap structure-specific endonuclease 1. Gene Ontology annotation, molecular function: magnesium ion binding; DNA binding; 5'-3' exonuclease activity. The transcript is spliced from 2 exons. Lineage: Eukaryota; Metazoa; Chordata; Mammalia; Didelphimorphia; Didelphidae. Gene Ontology annotation, cellular component: nucleus. The coding region runs from base 30 to 1172 and encodes 380 amino acids. The record is from RefSeq and is a predicted model, not a curated record.
UCCACCACCCCAACGGACCCCUCGGUGCCAUGGGAAUCCACGGCCUGGCCAAGCUGAUCGCGGAUGUGGCCCCCAGCGCCAUUCGGGAGAAUGACAUCAAGAGCUACUUUGGCCGGAAGGUGGCCAUCGAUGCCUCCAUGAGCAUUUACCAGUUCCUGAUUGCGGUGCGGCAUGGGGGAGACAUGCUCCAGAAUGAGGAGGGCGAGGCCACCAGCCACCUGGUGGGCAUGUUCUACCGCACCAUCCGCAUGGUGGAAAACGGCAUCAAGCCAGUGUACGUGUUCGAUGGCAAGCCACCCCAGCUCAAGUCGGGUGAGCUGGCCAAGCGUGGCGAGAGGCGGGCCGAGGCUGAGAAGCAGCUGCAGCACGCACUGGAUACGGGGGCCCAGGAGGAGGCCGACAAGUUCUCCAAGCGGCUGGUGAAGGUCACUAAGGAGCACAAUGAUGAAUGCAAGCAGCUGCUGCGCCUCAUGGGCAUCCCCUAUCUGGAGGCGCCUGGUGAGGCCGAGGCCAGCUGUGCUGCUCUGGCAAAGGCUGGCAAAGUCUAUGCCGCUGCCACCGAGGACAUGGACUGCUUGACCUUCGGCAGCCCUGUGCUGAUGCGGCACCUGACUGCCAGUGAGGCCAAGAAGCUGCCCAUCCAGGAGUUCCACCUGAGCCGUGUCCUGCAGGGCCUGGGCCUCACCCAGGAGCAGUUCGUGGACCUGUGCAUCCUCCUGGGCAGCGACUACUGUGAGAGCAUCCGAGGCAUCGGGCCUAAGCGUGCCAUCGAUCUCAUCCAACAGCACAAGAGCAUCGAGGAGAUCAUCCGGAAGCUGGACCCUAGCAAGUACCCCGUGCCUGAAAACUGGCUGCACAAGGAGGCCCAUCGCCUCUUCCUAGAGCCCGAGGUGCUGGACGUGAACACUGUAGAGCUCAAGUGGAACGAGCCUGAUGAGGAGGGCCUGGUUCAAUUUAUGUGUGGGGAAAAGCAAUUCAAUGAGGAUCGUGUCCGUAACGGGGUCCGGCGGCUGAGCAAGAGUCGCCAGGGUAGUACGCAGGGCCGGCUGGACGACUUCUUCAAGGUCACAGGCUGCCUCACGUCAGCCAAGCGCAAGGGUCUAGAGCCCAAGGGGGCUGCCAAGAAGAAGCCAAAGUCUGCCACCCCUGGGAGACCCAAAAAGGGCAAAUAAAGCCCGGCCCUCCCUAUCAGGGGGCAGCCCCUGAGUGAUGCUUUUAGGGUCUUGUCAUGUUGGGGCGGGGGUGCUGGACCGCCCGCUUGUCUUGUUCUCCUCUGGGGUUAGCUCGAGGAGGUUGUAGGAGCAGCCACGGCUUGCUCACGUGUUCUUGUCUAGCUUGGUCAAGACCCUGUUGGACCUGCCUUCUGUGGGAGGGCAAAGAGGAUUCCAAAGUAGCACGGGGGGCCGGUGGAGGGGCAAGAGCCCUCCGGCCCUGGGAAUCUGGAAUGCGGGUGAAACCACAGCGUUUGGCCUUGUUCCUCUGACGGGAGAGUCGCCAAGGUGUGGAUGCUUAUUUUCCUGGUUUGUUUAAGCUUCUCAGAAAAAGCAAAUAAAAUUGUUAGAUGCUG